Molecule: messenger RNA, 1601 nt
Organism: Cetraspora pellucida
Lineage: Eukaryota; Fungi; Glomeromycota; Glomeromycetes; Diversisporales; Gigasporaceae
Source: the annotation of a GenBank genome assembly
AUGUCUGUAAUUCUUAAAGAUCUUAAUGAUUAUAUUGCCCCUUCGCAAGCUUGUAUAAAGCCAGUUGAAGUCAAAAAAACCUCAAAGGACAACAACAAUGUGAUUAAACUUGAUAAUUCUGGUGAAUAUUAUGAAGUUUCACAGGAGGGUAUUGAGACAAAGCUAGAACCUGCAAACAUAAGUUUAGAAGAUUGUUUGGCUUGCAGUGGAUGCAUUACAUCAGCUGAAAGUAUUUUAAUAACAAUGCAAUCGCAAGAAGAAUUAUACAAUGUCUUGAAAAGCAAUAAGCAAGCAAAAAUGGAUGGGAAAUUGGAGAAAAUUAUCGUUGUCUCUAUUGCUCCUCAGUCUCGAGUCUCAAUUGCCACGAAAUAUGGUUUAACUCCAUUAAAGGCUGCAAAACGUCUAACUCAUUUUUUCAAGUCACUUGGUGUACAUUAUGUAUUCGACACAUCGUUUUCACAAGAUUUUUCAUUACUUGAAAGCGCUCGUGAAUUUGUCGAGAGAUACCGAAAAUUUCAUGAAAAUCGCGAAACCUCAUCGUUUCCAGAAAAUGGUUCAAUAAAAAACAAUCGAGUAAAGCGUGAAAAUACUUCUUCUAAAGAUACAACGCAACAUAAAAGUACAUCUUCAAAAGAUGCAACGCAACAUAAAAGUAUAUCUUCUAAAGAUGCAACGCAACAUAAAAAUUCGUGUGAUAUAUGUUUGCCAGUGUUAGCUUCAUCUUGUCCAGGAUGGAUAUGUUAUGCAGAAAAAACUCAUGAAUUUAUACUACCCUAUAUCAGUAAAGCUAAAUCUCCCCAACAAAUUAUGGGUUCAAUAGUUAAAGAUCAUUUAGCAAGUAAAUUAGGAGCCGAGCCAAAUAAUAUAUAUCAUGUUGGAAUCAUGAUGUGUUAUGACAAGAAAUUGGAGGCUUCUAGAUCUGAUUUUUUUAAUGAAGGAUGUCAAACUCGUGACGUUGACUGUGUAUUAACGACUGGUGAAGUAGUUAAAAUGUUUGAAGAACAAAAUUUUAAUAUUGAUGAAAGCCUCGAAAUGCCGUUUGACUCGUUUGUUAAAGCAAGUCAAGAAGGGCAGCUCUUACGAUCACCUGGUUCGGCAUCAGGUGGUUUUCUUGAAUUUAUACUUGAAUAUUCCGCACGUGAAUUAUUUGGAAUAACGGGGAUUGACGUUGAAAACGAACAAGGUGUUACCAUUAAGACUGGCAGGAACAAAGAUUUUAAAGAAAUCUCUCUUGAGGUUGAUGGUAAACCAUUGUUAAAAUUUGCUUCUGCAUAUGGGUUUCGAAAUAUACAAAAUCUUGUUCGAAAAAUUAAAAGUGGAAAUAGUCCCUAUCAUUAUAUUGAAGUUAUGGCUUGUCCAUCCGGUUGCAUAAACGGUGGUGGUCAAUUAAAACCAAGUGAAACUAUACCAAUCAAAGAUUGGAUUAGUAAAGUAAAUAAUAUGUAUCUAUCAGUUAAUUCCUUGUCUCCUGAAAAAAAUGAGGCUGUGCUAAACUUGUACAGUGAAUGGCUUGGAGGUAAGGAUAAUCCAAAAUGCAAAAAAAUGCUUUAUACACAAUAUCAUGCAGUAAAAACUAUAACUAAUCCAUUGGCUGUUAAAUG